Papaver somniferum (opium poppy) is the source of this 408-nucleotide messenger RNA. RefSeq lists its product as uncharacterized. Lineage: Eukaryota; Viridiplantae; Streptophyta; Magnoliopsida; Ranunculales; Papaveraceae. The transcript has a single exon. The record is from RefSeq and is a predicted model, not a curated record. The coding region runs from base 1 to 408 and encodes 135 amino acids.
AUGGGUCUCUCUAACCACUGGGUUAAACUCAUCAACCAGUGUGUUUCUACUGUCUCCUACUCUGUCAUUCUUAAUGGUAGCCCAAUUGGGUUUUUCCAACCUGAAAGAGGACUGAGACAGGGAUAUCCUUUCUCUCCUUAUCUUUACAUCAUUUGCUCUAAAGAUUUAUCUUCUUACAUUAAUAGUCUUCAAAAGAAAGGUAUUUUAGAAGGUAUCAAAGUGUGUAAAGAUGCUCCUGAAAUGACACACCUUUUGUUUGCUGAAGAUUCUCUCUUUUUUUCUAAAACUACUUCUCAAAAUUUUCAAGUCAUUAAAGACUACCUUCAAAAGUACUGCCUGGAUUCUGGGAAAGAAAUAAAUUUUGAAAAAUCUGGUAUUUUGUUUAGUAGGAAGAUUCCUGAGCAUUGA